AAACAUUAAAAAAACUAUUGGCGUUCCACGGUCGAGUGAAGUCCGCAAUCAAACGCAAAAGGAAGGCUAUAGAAAUAUUUUACAUCAGUUUACAAAGUCCGUCUCAAAGUUAAGAUGCCUUUUGUAGUAAGCGGAAUAAUACAUUCCGCCUUUGGUUUACUGCACAGGAACCUACGAGAUUACAUUGCGGAGAGACUCAACGAAGGCGAUUUGACUGAAGAAAAAUGCAGACAGAUUGCUGUUCGCCAAAUCGACGAUUUCAAGUCGAUUCUCGAAGGUUUGUCGAGCCAGAACUGGUAUACCAAUCACCACUUUUUCAAUGGAAUUAACAGCUUGUGUAUUUCUCUCGAAAUCUCUGGUGCCGAAUCAUCUCGUCAUCGGCCCAGCACUUCAAAAGCACACUUACAGGGCAAAUUUAAAGUCGAAGGCGCAACAGCCGCGAGAGUUGAGCAGUUUCCUGUCACGCAAGCUGAACGCGAUGCCUUAGAAAGCGUGUUUGAACUUUCUGAAAUCAUUGGGAACUUAAAAAUCGCAUCGAGAGAACGCCACGACUCGGUCAAAGAGUCUUUUAAAGAAGCUAGGAAGCUUGCAACGGGAACAUUUAACAACGUAGCGUUGAGUACAGAAGAUAGAUUGAUGGCUUGCAAACUUCGCAUUGCCAGCAGAAUCCUCGAAGGCUUAGAGGACCCAGAAGCAGCCGUUCAUGACUGCUUACGCUACCUGAAACAGGUACAGAAUUUACCAGCAGUGCAAGCGAUGUUUUCUGUAUGGCGAGAUCCUGAUAAAGGAAUUAUAUCCCGCUUACGAGCUCGCUUCAACAAAGAAAACGUAGAGUCGAUACAAAUGAUCAAUGUAUUAUUAAUAGAUUUCACCAUCAAAUUUACAAACAUCAAGAUGGGUCUUUUGGACUGGCCAACGAUAAAGAUUGGUAAAGAUUUCUACCAUCCACUGUUGGAACGCCAUGUCUAUGCGCUUCAAAGAAAAUUUGAAGGGAAAAAAACGCAACUUCCUUGGUACGGGUGGAAGUUUGACGAAUGUAUUAACGACGAUGUUUGUGCGCUAACUAGCAAAGGAGAAAUUCUAUCACGCGUACGGGAGGACGGUAAGAGUAUCAAACGCACAAGAAGAAGCGGCGAGCACGAGUUGUUUUGUACCAUUCCUUGGAACAUACGCUGUUUUGCUGUCGAUGAAAAUGAUAACGUAUACAUCAUCGCGGAAAUCCCGCCAUGCAGUAAAAAUGGUCCUCCUCGAUAUAAAUUAUUGACCCUGGAUUCCGAUAGUAGCGUAAAGGCGGACAGAUUUCUUGACGUGAUUGAAGAAAAUCUGAUUGAUACACAAAUGAGUAUGACCAAAGAUGGUAUGAUUGUGAUCUACGGUUACACCAGCAGAAGUAUGUAUAUCUGCGACAGCACAAACACCAGGCAAGACUACAAAUUUCCUUUUCCAUUCAACGAUACAUAUCCCGGCAAGUUAUACCAUUAUAGCUUUACUGUUUCCAAUAAAAAUGAAAUCAUUUUUCUUUUUCACAACGCUGGUGAGAAUCGAAAUAAUAAACACUUCUUGUACAUCAUUACAAUCGAUGGUACGUUACAACGUAAAGUGCAAGUACCCGUUGAACGUAACUGGGGCGUGUUUGCUGUCCCGAGUGCAGUCUUUAAUCAUGUCAAUGAAACAACUCUUGUCAGUUUACAUCGUAGAAAUCUUGCAAAUACCGCAACUACUACGAUCUUCUAUUUCUCAGACACUGGUAAAUUGCUGCAUCAGUUUAAUAUCCGGGGUGAGUAUCGACAGCUCUUAUCACAUCGUACAAACGGACAUAUGCUCUUGGUCAACAAGGAAGAAACCAUUACUCUUCAAAUGUAG
Messenger RNA from Paramuricea clavata, 1863 nucleotides. The record is from the annotation of a GenBank genome assembly. Lineage: Eukaryota; Metazoa; Cnidaria; Anthozoa; Malacalcyonacea; Plexauridae.